UUUCAUUAUCAACAACAUCCAUGGCAUCAGAUGAAGAUCUUCAAGUGUACUGCCAGCCUUGUGAUGAGGAAGGAACUAGACUACCUGCCCAUGGUUACUGCACUGACUGCAAGGAACACCUUUGCAAGACAUGCUUAACAGUCCACAAAAAACUUAAAUCUUCCAAACACCAUACAGUUCUAGAUGCUACAAGUAUGCCUAAAGUUUUGCAGCAACCCUCAACAUCCAUACACACAAGCCAGUCUGAUAAUCUUACAACACCCUGUUGUAAACAUCAACAAGAAAUGAUCAAGUUCUACUGCAAUGACCAUAAAAAAUUACUUUGCAGUGUUUGUGUUACCCUUGAACACCAACCUACUUCCUGCAAAGUUGAUUAUAUACCUGGUAUUUCUUGUAAUAUAAUUGACAGCAAAGAAUAUCAAAUUAUCUUGAAAACACUUAAUACCACUUUUGAUUAUUAUCAACAGAUGGUAGAAGAUGUCAAAGAAAUGACGGGGAAAUCUAACAGAUCACUAAAAGAUGCACUAGAAGAUAUUAAAAAGUUUCGGAUAGAAAUAAACCAGAGACUUGAUGAACUGGAGAGACAGGUUGUGCAUGUAGUCAAGGUCGCAGAACAAGAAAAUAACUCAAAUAUUACAGCAGUAGAAACAUCGUGUGAAGAAGUUACCAAUUCCUUGAAGAUAUCCUCAGAAAAAAUCAAACAGCUCAACACAUCAAAACAAGCUAAUGCACUCUUUAUGGAGCUUAAGCUUGCAGAAAACAUAAUGAAAGAUGUUGAGAAAACUGCACUACAGUUUUCAUCAUAUGAUGUCAAAGAGCACCACUUUCAAGCAAAUGAAACAAUAUUAACCAAGCUUAAAACAGAGAGGUCAUUAGGUACAUUGACACAAAUAAAGUAUAGACAAUCUUCACAUGAGGGAGAAAUCUGUGUGAAGACAUCAAAAGAUAAAUCAAGAUGCUAUAUAACAGGAAUGACUCUGCUGACUCCUGAUCUUCUUAUCAUCACUGACUACGAUAACUAUGCUGUAAAGAUGGUGGAUACCAGCAGUCAAUCUGUGUCUGAUCAACUACAGCUGGAUGAUCACCCAUGGGAUAUCACAAGAGUUACCAGUACUGAACUUGCUGUCACACUCCCUAACACAAAAAAAAUUCAGUUUAUAUCAUUCUCAUCAAACAAACUUAUAAAGAAGCACAAUGUGAAGGUUGAUGGAGUCUGUGUUGGUAUAAGCUGUUACCAAGGUAAACAUGUUGUGUCAUUCGUUACCCCUGCAAAACUUCAGAUCAUUGAUAUGAAUGGCACUAUACUGACAACAAUUGAUGGAAAAAAUAUUUUCAAAAGUCCCUAUUAUGUAACAUGUAACAGAAGUUCAAUCUAUUUAUCUGACCGGGAGAUGAAGACAGUAACAAGAUUUAACUGGCAAGGUGAUGUGAUUGGUAGUUAUAGUGGUAUGUGUACGCCUAGAGGAAUAUCACUGUCAGAUGAUGGUUCUGUCUUUGUGUGUGAUAAUGGGAGAAAUGUUAUAGAAGAGAUAUCAGAAGAUUCUUCUACAGGAAAAGUUGUGUUGGAGAAUCUGAAUGAUCCCUAUACUGUAGGUUGGUGUGGUGAAACAAAGAAGCUAUAUUACAGCUGUCGCAGUGUAAAAGCAAAAUAUGCCAACUUUCUAUACAUUUAUAAACUGUCGUAAAACUUACACCAAUGCAUUAUAGGAAAGGUGAAAAAUCAUUUUAUAUUGUUAAGUUUGCAUUCUAGCGGCUGAAAACAACCAAUUUGCAUUUUCCUUUUUCUACAAAGAAAGAGAAACUAAACUUGCGAGCAUCUGGUAUCAGUCGUUUCUUACGAUAUGCCAAAGAAGGAACCAGCGUUUAUAGUGUCAUGUUAGGAAAAAGAAAUGAUUUUUCCUUUUUUAAGUCACUGCAUGUAAUCAAUCUACUAUAGAAAAAUAAAACAUGAUAUUCGAAAUUUAAUGCAAAAAUAUUAUACAAAAUAAUUACGUACAAUAGUUUUGCAUUAGAUAAUUUCGGGAAAAUUUGUAAAAAAAAUUGUAAUGCAUACACUUAUAAUUAUUCAGACGAAAGUGACCGAUUAUAUGACCAGAUGCAGUCAUCUCACUUCAGAAAGAUUUUACAUAUGCAAAACAUAGCAGACAACUUUAUGUGAAAUUUAUGCAAAAUAAAAGCACGUAGAUACAUCUGUAAUAUAAGUUUCCGAUGAAAGUCAUAAUUUAUAAUAAUUUCUGUCAGGAAGAUAUUAAAAUCAAUGUGUAUGUACGUUUUUCCAUUAUCUUUUCAUCCUUCCGGAAACAAAGAUUACACCUUGCUCUUUUGGAGAGAUUUUGAAGAGAAAAACUGAUGGAUGCUUCUCAAAAUAAAUAUUUACUUCUAGUACUACGAUAUUUCUUUUGAUUAAAAUAAGAAAAUAUAAGGUUAAAAGCUAUAUUUAAUGAUCGCAAAUUUAAAAUAAGAUUGUAUUCAAAUAAGGAAAACGGAAUAACGCCUAAAACGACAAAAUUGAAAAUGUUGCAGGCUCGGUUUGAUUGAGUCUGUUCGUGGAUGGUUACCGUCCACACCCCCUGCAUCGGCUGAAGUAGAACUUAAAAAAUGGCAGAGAAAUAUCAUAUUCAAGUCUAUAUUAUUAUUCAUUUUUAUUUAUUA
Messenger RNA from Ruditapes philippinarum (Manila clam), 2652 nucleotides. RefSeq lists its product as uncharacterized. The record is from RefSeq and is a predicted model, not a curated record. The coding region runs from base 21 to 1685 and encodes 554 amino acids. Gene Ontology annotation, molecular function: zinc ion binding. NCBI's taxonomy places the organism in Eukaryota, Metazoa, Mollusca, Bivalvia, Venerida, Veneridae. The transcript has a single exon.